Molecule: messenger RNA, 5434 nt
Organism: Trematomus bernacchii (emerald rockcod)
Lineage: Eukaryota; Metazoa; Chordata; Actinopteri; Perciformes; Nototheniidae
Product: amphoterin-induced protein 3
Exons: 2
Coding region: 451-1788 (445 amino acids)
Molecular function (GO): protein binding
Source: RefSeq, a predicted model, not a curated record
GGGAGACCUUAAACUUGGCUGGAGAGAAAGGCGAAAGCAUUUUACUCGAGCGUCUGGGGAGGAGGAUCUUAGUAGAAGAUAAGGAUUAGACAGCAAUGUUAUGGGUGUUCAUGAUGGGAUAACUUCCAAGAAGCGCAGAAAGUUGGAGCCUCAUGUUGUCGCUAAGUAGUCUACUUUGGAUGUGUGGUUUGAAGUGUUUUUCUUCUUUUUCUUGGGGGGGAGAAUGGGAUUAAGUGAGUGCGCCAAAUAGCUCACUCGUCUGAAAGUGGUAUGAACUUUUCCCCUUUCUGCCUUCAAAUUCAUACAGACGUGCAAGUCAGUGGCGGAAAGUCUGUUUGAAUUGUCUCUCAGAGCCUUCAACUUCACCUGAUAAUAACCGAGAAGAAACAUACUUCUAAAAAGGGAGAGCCGGAGGGAUUAGAAACCUAGAAGGAUCAGGCUUCCACAAAGAUGACCUUCAGACUGUAUCCUCUGCUGGUGCUGCUCUGUCUGCUUCACGGCUCUGAGGGAGUCUGUCCUCACAUGUGCAUCUGUGUAUCCGACACAGCGGGCUGCAGCUCCUGUGGUCUGACCAAGCUUCCUCAGUCCCUGCCGACCUACUCUGUCAUCCUCGACCUCAGCCACAACUAUCUGUCCUGGCUGGGUGUGGGCAGUUUCAAAAAGAUGCCCAAAUUGGAAAAACUCCUAUUGACCCACAACGAGCUUGUCUCUCUGGACGAAGGCGUGUUUACAAAUGCCUCCAGCCUCAGGUACCUUGACCUGUCCUCCAACAAGCUGCGUGUGGUGGAGCAACACUACUUCCAGGGGCUGUGGAAGCUGGAGGAGCUCCUUCUCUUCAAUAAUAAGAUCACACAGUUGGAGGCUGGGAUGUUGAAUGGCCUCAGCAGUUUAAAAAAGGCCUACUUCAGCCUGAACCAGAUCACAUACUUCCCUUUCUUCUCCAUCACAGACCAUAGUCACCCUUUCAUGUCCAUGCUGGAUCUCUCGUCCAACCGUUUGAGUCGUCUGCCAUGGGUGGAUGUGAAAGCUUUGCCCAUGCUGGUGCAGCGGGGGCUGUACCUCCACAACAACUCUCUGAUCUGUGACUGCUCCAUGUACAGCGUUUUCUGGCAUUGGGAUCUGAGGGGUUACGAAACACUGAGGGACUUUACGGAGGAGCACACUUGCACCAUCUAUGGGAACACGCGAUCGUUCGUGCGGUUCCUGCGACAACCCCGCUUCUUCCGUAACUGCACAGUGGAAAAACCCAUGUCACUCCCGAUGACUGUGUUCCUGUCUAAGCUGACGGUGACAGAGGGAGAAAUGGUGCGUCUAGACUGCGAAACAUCCCUGAGUAGCAGAGACCUCUCAUUUGCAUGGCUCACCCCCAGCAAGGGGUACAUAACCCAGACGAGCAUAAAUGACACUCUAAUGAGCUUGUUUCCCAACGGUACCUUGGAUAUUCAAGUAACCAAGGUCAAUGACUCGGGUUUGUACGUGUGCACAGCUCAGGAUAUGAAACGCGCACUAAAUGCGACGCGGGAGGUGAAUGUGACGGUGGUGUUGCCACAAACCGAAACAUUCAACACAGGCUACACAACCUUGAUAGCCUGUAUGUUGUCCAUGUUGUUCAUCUUUGUGUACCUCUACCUGACUCCGUGUCGCUGCAGCUGCUGCACACAGCCGGGACCUCGCUCUGUUUUCUCCAGCUCCAGAAGAAGCCAUCGCAGGUCCCAAAGCAGCAAGCGUGUAGCAUUCAUGGAGCCAAUGUUAACUGAAGAAAAAACUGAAUGGCCACCUAAAAGUUAAUGGCGACCACGGUGUUAGUUUUCCUUUGUGGAAACAAAAGACCCUCUGGACAAAGGAAAAUUGAGUCUCAGGAAUUAGCGCUGAGGUGCAAUAGAAAUGUGUCAAGGCUGUGAAAGGAAAAAAUCACAUAUUUUUGCUGAUCGCAGGCUCCAGUUAAAAGGCCUCCUGAACAAAAGAGCAACAUUUACCGUUCCGUUUCUCCUUUUCUCUGUCAUUAAGUCCAGAAGUCCAGAGAAAGUUUCAACUUAGGUUUAUUACCCGCAGUGUAAUGACAUUUCUAAAUCACUGUGGAGCCGUUGUCAGACCUAAAAAUCAGCUAAUAACUUCUCUGUGUACUGGGGUUCGGCACUAGGGAGAAAUAUUUCUUGUGGGAUCGGAGAGUGAAUCUGGCUCACUUUUCACAGAAAGUAUUUAACGAGGAUUAAAUGCUACUGAAAAACGCUGCAAGUUCAUGACUGUGACGGACUGCAGGAAGGAAGUGCAGCCUGUGUAUCUGGGUUGAGUUGAAGGGCUCCAUAAUUAGUGUGGCAGAGAUAGGCACUUGCUGAAGAUAAAUGUAAUAUACAGCAAUACUUCUAAACCCGAAACUCUUUCCAACUCAUGAAAACUUCUGUUGCCUGACUUCCUAAUAAAAGAUGUGUUCCCUUCAGAUCAGUUACCUGCCCUGGUGAUAUAGCUUUGUAUAAGCAAUUUCAGAAAAAGAAAAAGGAAUUAAGAUACAGCUAGGAAUAAACAUUUCUGUGCUGAAGCCAUAGCAUUCAAUAAACAUUUGAACAUCUUAUCUAGCAGAAAACAGAGGUGCAUCCUGCAGUGAUCCAUCAUACAUUUCCCAUAUGCACCUGUUGCAUUCAUCUGCCAGCCAAAAACAAUGACUCUCUAUCAGCGCUCUGCUUAUCUGGCAAAUAAGUACAGGAAUCAGGAGUGUCAACAAACCAAAAACAAACAGCAAUUGGAAUGCUUUCAAAGACAGCAUCUCUUUGAUCAAACACAGCAGAGCACUAUGAACUAUGCGGAACAAACGAAAGCACAAAAUUUGAACUGAAGUGACAAAUAGCCUACUUCAAGCAGGUCUGACGCAAAACCCUGAAGGGGGCAUUACUUUGAAAAGCUUUGUAUUUUUAUUUAAAUUCAAUGUAACAUGCUUCAAAUGACAGAAUUACACACUGCAAUGCCAACAAUGAAAGAUGUUGAAGAAGGCCUUGCAUGCACUGCUGUGAAAGAACAUAAGUGUGUGAGACGAGAACAUUAAUUUGAUGACAUGAAAGCCCAAAGAGAGUUUACGGGUGGUCGAGGAUGUAGGGAUUUAAAAAAUCCAAUGAGAAAAAAAAAGAAGAAAAAAGAAACAAAUCAAUUUCUUUAAACCCACGCAAACACAAUGUUUUGAGAUUGUAGUUUAAUCAUAAUGCAAACACCGGGUGGGAUUAAGGAUUGCACCAAGAUUGAAUAGGAUUAGAUGUAAUCCUUCAUAUAAUGUCAAAGAACAGUUGUCAGUAACCACCCAUCUCACAAAAGGAGAGUAUGUCGUUAGAGUAGGAGCCUUUGAUUAUUUCUAAAUCCUUAAUUAAAACUUGACUUCUUUCAAGCCUGAGGGGACAAAUACUGUUGUGCAACUUGAAUGUAAAUUCUGAGAAAAAAAGAGGGAAAUCUAAAAUCAAAUGGCGAGCCAUGCAUGCAAGUGGGACAGACGAGUUCUUUCACAGUGCAAGUUUCAUCACAAUUAAACUCUCAGGGAUUAAGCCGAAAUCCGUUAGAGUGUAUUGUGAUGCAUCACUCUGUUUAAUCACACAGCUACUGACUUAGUAUAUUUAACAAAGUUGUUUCGCCGUGGUAAGCAACAUUCAAACUGCUGAACAAAGGUUACGCAACAUGCCGAUUAUGUGCUUGUGAUAUAACAUCUUGUAUCAGUGGUAUGACAUUGUGUGAUGACUUGGGGUUAGGUUUGAGGAGAUUACCACGAGGAUAAAAACCCGGUGCUUUGUCAAUUUCAGUGUAUUUAAAUCCCUCUAAUCUGGUUCCUCUCUCUGACACAGAACACACAGCUGGGUCAGGAUUUAAUGUUUUUGAUAUGAUUAGCAGACGGGUUAAAACAUAGAGGACAGGAUUUGAGCAUUUUCUAUUCAAGGGCUUUUUAGGUCCACAUGUGACCCUGGUUAUGUAACCAUGCCGCUGAUUUCGGGAAUCAACCUCAGUGUGUAGGCAGAGUAGAAUAAGUGAAGUUACUAUCCGGAUGCCAUUUGCUAUCCAGUGUUUUAUUUCAACCUUCUCACGGCGAGCACUUCAGUGAUAUUGAGAGGCCUAAACACUGCAUUAACUACAUCAAUUAUAUAUUUUUUGCUCAUUCAGAUUGAUACACAUACUUCUAAAUAGAAAUAUCAUGUGUUAUCUAAUAUUUACACAUUAUUGUAUAGUACUUAAAGCUGCACAUUUAUGUGUAGCUUUGAAGUGCUGAUAGCAUUUUAAAGUGUUUUCUGUAUAACUCUAUCUGCAAAUUAUCCUGAAGCGAUCUUACAAAUUACCCAGAUGUAAAGGGAGUACUCGUUGAUGCUUUAAAAGAUGCCCCUCUCCAAAGCAAAACACUCCAUCGGGCUUCAAUUAAAGCAUGCACUCGUCUUUCCAGAUUAAUUGUUUUCCCCUAGUUCAGCUGGGCUCCAAGGGAUUUGAAAUCAUCGUAUUCAAGAAUCUAAUUACUGUGAAAGGGGUAUUUUACUGUGAAUAGCACAAGCUGAAUUGCUUCCAAUAGUGAAGGGCUGCCUUGACUGUCAACAGGGGCUAUUACUAAACUGUCAAAACAGUCAUCAGCCAGGAGUGGAGGCAUCCAGCUGUGGCAGAUACUUAUACAUCUUUUAAGACGUGUGACACCCACAUACACAGCCUCGUGCAGGCCUGAUGCCACCAAACCCAGUAAUAACCUCAUUUCAUUCUAAUUGGACACUUGGAAUAUGUGCUCAAAAACAUAGACAGUGCUUGUUUCUAAAAAGUCCACAACCAGCUAUACUUUAUGUCUCUUUUUAAUUUUUUUUUUUUAAGAGGCAAGCAGGUUGCUUCCAAAAAAAACGUUCAUAAAUGUGGACUGCUGCACACCAGACAACAGGCUCUGUAUCUUACCUCUGCACUGAAUAUGAAUGCAGGCCACUUUCUGUGUUUUCAAAGGAGGAUGAACCAGCCAGAUGUCCACGUCUACAACUGGUCUCAGUCUUUUUCACUGUGGGGCACAUGGAACAUGAAUGCCUCAUUAAUCAAAUGCAUAUAUCUUUCACAUUUCAUUGCAACAGCAGAAUACAUGCAGUGAUACAUUGCUUUUGCCUUUUAUCUGUAUUGUUCCUCUGAGACUGUUUUUGGCUGCAGUGAGUAGAAUUUGGCUGGAUAUAAUAGGAUUUGACACGCAAAAUGCUUCAAAGUAUACACGUUUACAUUGUUACACUUGGCCACUUUUCUCAGACAUCCUCUUGUCUUGUUAUGCUAUGCUUACUCUGUGUUCAGCUUGUGUCAUUUCUCCUACCAGCUGUAAUGUAACAUGUGGUGAUGGCACUUCCUUUGUUAUGUUCUGUCACUUUCAGCCACUUAAAGAAAACGUGAACUGUGAUAAAAUAUAUGUAUGUUCGUAAUACGAUUAAAAAAGACUUGUGCCGUCAGUGAUGGUAAAGGA